Hymenoscyphus albidus is the source of this 1994-nucleotide messenger RNA. The record is from the annotation of a GenBank genome assembly. Lineage: Eukaryota; Fungi; Ascomycota; Leotiomycetes; Helotiales; Helotiaceae.
UGAACACACGCGCAAACUCCGCGGGGAGACAUUGGCCAGGCCAGUGAACAGGGCCAAUGCCUCUCUAGCUGUAGACAGACGCUGCCGCCUGGCGAGAGAAGCCAUGAUCAAGGUUGGUUUUCAAAGCAAAGCUUCCAAGUGCAGUUGCACUACAGACAAGCUUCAGAGCUCCAAUGCUUCAUCCUCGAUGGGGAAACGCAGGCGAUGCAUAUAGGCGUUUAGACCGCCAAGCUUUAGGUCCCGGUGCCACCCACAACCCAAGUUUAAGGGUCCCAGGGAUGCGCGAUGACGCUGGAGCAUCAUUUUUCUCGCCCAACCAUUUCCCAGAUUUCGGAGCUGAAAAACAUGGAUGGAUGAGAGAAAAAACGGAAAUAAAAUGUCUCCCGUCCCCGAAUGUAUAUUUUUCUUAUCUCUGAAACCACCUCGGACUUGAGAUCUGGGAGAUAUCGCAGAUAGAAGUAUCCCCGACGCUGUUUGGUCAGCGAACUAUUUACUAACAGUGGACCGACCCGACCCUCGGUCAUUUUUCCAAAGGCCGAAAAAGAGCUGAAGCUGCACUACGACCGACCUGUACUCACCGUACUUGUACACUGCCACUGCAUUUCUUCUGGAUAACUUCUGAUCUUCACCAUCCCAUACAAAAAAAACACGCACGCCCGCCCGCACGCACUCACUAUUUUUACCUUUGCGCAUCCCCCUCCAUUUUCCCCUCCAAAACAUCCCACACUGCCCCUCAUUUUGGUCUUUUCUACACUUGCACCAGCGCACACGCGGAAUGCCCUCAUAUCCUCACCCACAAUCGCUACCAUGUCCGGGAAGUUGUCGUCGGUGCUUGAGAAGCAGGAGCAGGUAAUGAGGAAGAAGGCUUGGGAUAGGGAACAUAUGAGAUACCCGUUUUGGUUUGGGGGAAGCGCCAGUUGUUUUGCCGCAUGUGUAACGCACCCUUUGGAUCUUGGUUAGUUUUUUUUUCUCCAUUGAUUUUCCCAUAUUUCUGCGAGCGCAUCAAGUUCUAACAAUUUCGAUAGUAAAAGUAAGCUCUUGCAAUCUUACAAAACUCUAGAUUUGAUUCCCAAUUACUUACACAACCCGCCAGGUCCGUCUACAAACGCGCCAACCCGACGCCCCAAGAACAAUGAUAGGAACCAUCAUCCACGUCUUCAAGCACGAUGGAUUUCUAGGCCUCUACUCCGGUCUCUCAGCCUCCGUCCUACGCCAACUCACCUACUCCACCACCCGCUUCGGCGUCUACGAAGAGCUCAAAGCCGACUUCACAAGCACCAAAUCCUCGCCCACCUUCCCAGCCCUCAUCGCCAUGGCAAGCACAUCCGGCUUCCUAGGUGGCGUAGCCGGAAAUCCAGCCGACGUGCUGAAUGUGCGAAUGCAACACGAUGCCGCGCUACCACCCUCCCAGCGAAGGAACUACAAAAACGCCGUCGAUGGUCUGAUACGCAUAACCCGGGAGGAAGGGUGGAAAUCCCUGUUCCGGGGCGUGUGGCCGAAUUCCAUGCGUGCGGUUCUGAUGACCGCUUCGCAAUUGGCAUCGUAUGAUGGCUUUAAACGGGUGCUCAUCACUCAUACACCAUUGACCGAUAACCUCACCACUCACUUCUCUGCCUCGUUCCUCGCGGGCUUCGUGGCGACGACGGUCUGUUCACCCGUUGAUGUCAUCAAGACCCGUAUCAUGAGUAGCCACGAAAGCCAAGGGUUGCGCAAGUUACUCGUAGAUGUUUACCGAGUCGAAGGCGUGGGGUGGAUGUUCCGCGGUUGGGUCCCGAGUUUUAUUCGCUUGGGUCCUCAUACCAUUGCCACGUUCCUCUUUCUGGAACAGCAUAAGAAGAUGUAUAGGAAGCUCAAGGGUAUGGAUAAUGCGCUUCCGACGCCGUAAAAUGGAGAGAAGAGACGGUGUGGGUGUUGGUGAGAUUGUUUUUUGAAAAGUCCUGAAGAAAUAGAAUUUGGGGAAGGCGACUUCGAGGACUUGGCUAGCAGAGCGGGAU